Messenger RNA from Contarinia nasturtii (swede midge), 838 nucleotides. It is a transcript of the gene Rpp25, whose product is annotated as ribonuclease P protein subunit p25-like protein. Gene Ontology annotation, molecular function: RNA binding. NCBI's taxonomy places the organism in Eukaryota, Metazoa, Arthropoda, Insecta, Diptera, Cecidomyiidae. The transcript is spliced from 5 exons. The record is from RefSeq and is a predicted model, not a curated record. Gene Ontology annotation, biological process: tRNA 5'-leader removal. The coding region runs from base 151 to 750 and encodes 199 amino acids. Gene Ontology annotation, cellular component: ribonuclease MRP complex.
UGUAUUUUUCUCAGUCUGUCAACGAUUCAAUGACAAUUCACUUACCGGGGUUUUUGUUAGACACGUGAAUUGUUUUUGUUCGUUUGCAAACAUUGACGAAAUUUACAACAAACUUCAUUUGCAAUUUCAUACCAAGAAUUGUCAAUCAAAAUGAUGAACUAUCGAAAAGGACGCAAUGUUGAAGAAGAAUUAACACGAAACGAUAUUCAAAUUGAAAAUUUACCUGAAGAUUUUCUCUGGAUGCAUGUAAAGGGUGGAACGACCGUAUCAAAUGUGAUCGAAUUUGCAAAUAAGGCUCUUCAGUCUGGUGAACAUCGCUCAAUUGUUUGGACUGGCUAUGGAGGUGGCGUUGGAAAAACGAUAUCAUGCGCUGAAAUACUAAAAAGGGAUUUCACAUUACAUCAAGUUACCAGAUUAUGUUAUAAAACAAAUGAAGAAUAUUGGGACCCAAUAUUGGAUGGUUUAGAGCCGAUUGUCGUAAAACGAAAUAUUCCAUGCGUUCACAUUUUAAUGUCAUUAGAUGAAAUUGAUCCAAAAACUCCCGGAUAUCAGUUUUCAAAAAAUAGGACAACAUUUUGGGUGGAGUCUAGUCAUCCAACAUCAAAUCGACGUGAGCCACACGGCAAUCAAUUUAAAGGAAAUAAAUCCGAUGUAUCAUCAAAUCCGGCGGCAACCAAUCGAAAUCAAUCAAAAUCGAAAAGGCCAAAUCGGAAACCGAAAGGAAACUCUAAUCAGAUGGAAGUUGAUUAAUUUAUGUUAUGAAUAGCAUUGUUAAAUUUAUUUUUAAGAAAAAAAAAGAGUAAAAUAAAUGUUAAAUUCUUCAUCUUUUACCAUUUAA